This is a messenger RNA of Aspergillus niger, 1329 nucleotides long. RefSeq lists its product as uncharacterized. The record is from RefSeq and is a predicted model, not a curated record. The transcript has 3 exons. NCBI's taxonomy places the organism in Eukaryota, Fungi, Ascomycota, Eurotiomycetes, Eurotiales, Aspergillaceae. Bases 1 to 1329 code for a protein of 442 amino acids. Gene Ontology annotation, molecular function: O-methyltransferase activity.
AUGGACGAUCGUCUCUCCUCCCAACUUGAACACUAUGCCAGCCAGGUGACUGCGAGCGCCACCCUCAUCAUUCGUCACCUUAAGUCACUCAAAGACGAACCAUCGACGCUGCCCAGCCAGACCAGCGUACCCACGGCAGUCGGCACGGCACAACUACGGCUGGCGGAAGCCGCAUUUCAGCUGCUGCAUUUUACUCGGGAUCCAGGUAACGUCCUGACCCAGUUAACGGUCGAUGUUCGCAUAUCCCAUGGCUUCCCAGGGCCUCCCACUCUGCCCUUACAUCAUUUGCUCCAAGUGAUCAGUGCUGUGCGAUGGUUGCUCCACUUCGAGAUUUUCUCCUUGGUGCCGCUGGAGGGCAGCAUUUCGUAUCACGAGCUCUCCAGCGUGGCCAACGUGCCCGAGAAUCUCCUGCGUAGUCACAUUCGACUCGCUAUGACCUGUCACUUGUUUCAGGAGUCCGGGCCGAUAGGGAUGGUUGCUCAUAGCCCCGUAUCGCGCCAACUAGCCAGUGACCCAAGCUUAGUCUCUUGGGGUCAGUACUUUGCGAAUUCCGUCUUUCCGACUGCGACGAAGAACGUGAAUGCUACUGCGGCUUGGCCAGGUAGCAAGGCGCUCAAUGAAACGGCGCAUAACCUCGCCUUCAACCACCAUGGCUCCUUCUUCGACUACGUCUCGCAGGAUCCUGCCCGCACAGUGGAGUUUGCCAACUCCAUGAAAGCAGUAUCCACCACCAGCUUGUUUGACACCUGCCAUUUGUGUAAGAGCUUUGACUGGUCGUCACUCGGCGACGGGGUUGUAGUUGAUAUGGGCGGCUCUACGGGCCAUGUCAGUAUUGCUCUCGCAGAGAGCUUUCCGAGCCUGCGCUUUGUGGUGCAAGAUCUCCCGGACGUAGUUUCCAACAGCAUCAGGCAACUGGAAGAGCGCCAGCUGCCCCUGUCGGUAACCACCCGUAUCCAGUUCCAGGGUCAUUCGCUGCUCCACAUGCAGCCAGUCAAGGGUGCCGCCGUCUAUCUCCUGCGCCAAAUCCUCCAUGAUUGGCCGGACCGCGAAGCUGUUCAGAUUCUUCGCAGCAUCGUGCCCGCUCUGGGACCAAGCAGCAAAAUAUUCAUCGCAGACAUUGUUCUACCGGAAGCGGGCUCCAUUCCAGCUACCGAGGAACAAGUGAUGCGGUGCAAUGACCUGUUGCUUCACCAAUUUACCAACACGCUGGAGCGAACGCUCGAGGAUUGGCAGGCCAUUGUGAGUCGGGUGAGUGAUAAUUUACGAAUCCAACACGUCUAUAGAGAUCCGGGCAGCAUCCUGUCCUUGUUGGUCAUAGAGACUGUUUAG